CUUAUUAAGUUUAUAUAUUUUAUUUUUUAUAAAAAGUUUAAUAUAAUAAAAAACUUAGUGUAUAUAUUUAUAAAGGUUAUAUUUUUAAAUUAUAGUUUAUUAAAAGAAAUUAUUUUUAAUAAAAAUAAGCCAUUUAUUUUAAAGUUUUGA
Molecule: messenger RNA, 150 nt
Organism: Colletotrichum paranaense
Lineage: Eukaryota; Fungi; Ascomycota; Sordariomycetes; Glomerellales; Glomerellaceae
Exons: 1
Source: RefSeq, a predicted model, not a curated record